Molecule: messenger RNA, 3626 nt
Organism: Vitis riparia (riverbank grape)
Lineage: Eukaryota; Viridiplantae; Streptophyta; Magnoliopsida; Vitales; Vitaceae
Exons: 4
Coding region: 904-1821 (305 amino acids)
Cellular component (GO): nucleus
Source: RefSeq, a predicted model, not a curated record
ACGAGAAAAUGGAAGAAAGGCUCAACCAGAAUUGUAGUAGUAAGGAGGAGGAGGAAGAAGGUAUCACAACAACAAGGAUAUUUGUGGGAGGAUUGGGAGAAACUGUGACCAGCGAUGAUAUUCACAAGAUGUUGUCAUCUUUGGGAACGGUUAAGGCAGUGGAUAUUGUGAGGACCAAAGGUCGUAGAUUUGCUUAUUUGGACUUCCUUCCCUCAUUCGCACAAUCUCUUUCCAAGCUCUUCAGCACGUAUAAUGGGUACCUUCUGGAAGGGAGGGAAGUUGAAACUUGAAAAGGCUAAAGAACAUUAUCUUGUUCUCUUGAGACGGGAGUGGGCCGAAGAUGGUGAACUUGCAAUUAGUCAACCUAGUAAUAGUAUUGAUAAAAAUACAAAAAUUGUCUCUUCAGAUAAGCCCAAGAAAACUGUGAAUCGAGAAAAGUCUCAGCUUAGGAUUUUCUUUCCCAAGUUGAAAAAGAUGAAGUCGUUACCUUUUAGUGGAACUGGCAAGCACAAAUAUAGUUUCCAACGCAUUGAAGUUCCUUCUCUCCCAACCCAUUUCUGUGAUUGUGAGGAACACUCUGGCCCUCCUCACACUGCUCAAAAACAAUACUUUUGUGAUCGAGAGCCACAAAGUGGUGGGAUGAACGAGGAGGAGCUUAAUAUGAUGAACUCAGUAAUGAACAAGAUCUUUGAGAGGGAAACUGAUUUAAAGGUGGCAUAUAAUGUGACUGGACUGACCAAGGGAGGACACGAUUCCCUCAAAUCAACUAAUGAAUAGCUAAUUGAUGACAAUGAAUCAGAUCAUGCAGCAGACGAGGAUGAACUGCAAAUUGAUGACAAUGAAUCAGAUCUUGCAGAAGAUGAGGAUAACCUUGUAAUUAACAUGUUCACUGGGUGACACAGAAUGGCUUUGCUAGGGAGCCAGGAACAGGAACCAAUAUCAAUGAAUCGGUCAAGAUUCAAUGAUACCUGGAUGUCGACAAAUGGGCCAGCCCAGAUUACUUUUCCUUCUACCAAGAAGAGGAAAUCACUUCAUAUUGAUGAGAGUGAUGGAAAUGAAUCUUUGUCUGCCAUCCCUGGAAAGAAGCCAAGCUUGCAAACCCAUUCAAAUGAUUCAGGAGUACAAUCGGGUGCUCAAACUAGUGAACUGAGACCAGGCAUCCAGAAAACAACUGCCAAUCUUUCAUGGUCUCAGAAAUCUUCAUGGAGAGAACUUGUAGGUGAUAAGGGCAACAGUCCAUUCAUCAUCUCAGAUAUGCUGCCAGGUGUUGCUUCAAGAAAACAAGAGCAGGCAAAGUCUGAUGGUCUAAAUGACCAUGAUAUUAUUGACAGAAAAAAGCAAAACCUAGUAAACCAUGAAAACUUGGAAGCCCAAUCUGGAAAAUUGAAAGGGCUGGAGGGCCUCGCAGAAGCUCAGCCUCCCAUACCUGAUGAAGUUGUAAAAAGGUCUGGUAGAGGUGCUUCAUGGCUCCAGAAAUCCUCAUGGACGCAACUUGUUAGCGAGGCUAAUAGUAGUUCAUUCAGCAUCUCACAAAUUCUGCCUGGGAUUCCUUUUCAAAAACAAAAGCUACCAAAAUUCUCUGAUGUGGACCUUGCAGUUUCCAGUGGUAGCAAGCACCAUGAUCAAGUGAAGCAGCAUACAAGUGAGACUAUAAGAGAUGGAAAUGAAAAAUUGGAAGUUGGAAAAGGAUUCACUACUACUAGUAGCUCUGAUAUGGUAGCUUUGGAUGAAGAACAUAAUUUUGUUGAUCUGGAUGUUGAGAAGAGUACACCAGAAAAAGGUGUACAGAUGAUAGGCAAUAAUAUGAAGUUUCUGCCCUAACACUUAGGAAGAAACCUCACAUAGCCCCCAAGAAAACAUCUAUCAAGGAUGUUAAAAUUGGUGAAACAUGCUCUUUCAUGAGAACUGCUGCUUCUGUGAAAGAAUGGAGUAAAACUAAAGCAGCUCUAAGUGGGUCAACUAAAGAAAAAAAAAAAAAUGAGAAGUUGGUGCUAUGAACUCCUGAGAUAUGUUUAAAGUAACAUUGAUAAGUUAGUGCAGCUUCAAAAUUAUUUAGCAUGGUUGGAGGCCAUGAGGCAAAAAUACCUCUUCAACCAAGUUUGAACAACAAGGUCUGUUUGACUAAAAUAUGGGAUUAUUUGAGCUGGCAAAGGUUGUGGAAAUGCAGUCUGAUGUGAACUCUUCAUGGUGUAAUUUUAAUCUCUUUAUUUGGAUCCAAUUUAAGAUGCAAGCUAUUAGUAUUAGUUCAGGCUUUUUCAUUGUGAUCCUUGUUGCUCUAGAGGCUGUCUUCAGUCAUCACUAUGAACUAGUUCUUAUGGUCUAUUUUUUUAUGUUAUUAACAUUUGAUCAUGAGACUCAUGUUUAGUCAUCAUGAAUCGAUGUGGUACCUGUUUUGAGAAUGUGAGAAUAGUAUGCCUCAAAUGGAGAGUCUUAGUUCUAAUAUAUGUAAUUCUUACAACAUUUUGCCAUUAUUCUGUCAUUUCCCCAUUAAGGUUGUUUAAAUAAUUACUGUGGUUCAUAGCUGUCCUGCAGCAGGAACCUAUCUUUUUAGUAACCAAUCGCAGUUAUUCAAAAUUUUUGAUGGACAAAACCAGAACUUGGAACAGCGAGUUCUUGGUUUUUGACCAAAUAAAGAAGUAUCCUCUUUCCCAAUCCAUUCCAUUUCUCCCCUCGUUUAACCUAUGGUAACUUUCUUCCCCCCUCUUUAGUCUCCCUUGAGUAGACCUAUAGGAUUCUCUGUUCUAAUGUUCAGAAUUUUAAUAUAUUUUGGGUUUCGAUUAAUGGUUUAUGCUAGUUGCUAAUGCUCGAAUAGCCCAACCUCUACUUGGAUUCAUUGCCAAAAUUUGUUUUUGGUUUGACACCUGGAUAUUUGUUAGGGUUCUGGUUGGUUUUGUUUUCCUGAGUUGCCAUGCAUGGUUUUUGAAGAGUCCUUGUACAGGUAAUAGCAUUUUUGGGGAGAGAGAUAACUUUAUUGCAGAGAGUUUGUGGUGUCUUAGUUAUGACUUCUUUGUUGAAGAACCAGAGUGAAGGAACUAGUUUGAAUGCAGUGGUGGCAAAGCAAGGGAAAGAGGAUUGAUCAGAAUCAUUGAGGAACUGUGAUAUAUUUGAUGGGGAAUGGACGAAGCAUGACUGGCAUCCGUUCUACAGACCUGGGUAUUUCUUUGCACUGAACUAGUCCCAGCAAAUUCUGUGCAAUUCAGUUGCUUUAAUGGCAUGCCUGAUUUAUCAUAAACUAAGAUGGACACACAAAUUUUGCAUUGCAACUAAGAUGGACUCUAGGUCUUUUUCAAGUGUUUUAAAUUUGGAUUUUGUUUAUUUAAGUUGAAUUGAUAUAUUAGUUUUACUUUUAAGGGAUUUUUUCCAAGUAAGGUGUGUAUAUAGGAAUUAUAGUUUGCUAUCUUAUUUUAGGUUUUUGGCUUAUUUUAUUUUAUUUUUUAUUUUUUUUAUUGGGGGGGUCCUUAAUCAAAAUUAUUUUAAUUGAUCUAUUAAUUUAAUUUUCUGGGUUUUGUUCUCUUGAGAUUGGGUUGUAUUGGGAUUUGUGUUUGUUGUUUUCGUUCUUUUCAUUAUGAGUGUAAUAGUUAUCUCCAAAUCUUAUUUAAGUGUUUUAUUUAUUUAUUUUAUUUCUU